Messenger RNA from Rhizopus microsporus ATCC 52813, 723 nucleotides. RefSeq lists its product as uncharacterized. The coding region runs from base 1 to 723 and encodes 240 amino acids. Lineage: Eukaryota; Fungi; Mucoromycota; Mucoromycetes; Mucorales; Rhizopodaceae. The transcript has a single exon. The record is from RefSeq and is a predicted model, not a curated record.
AUGCCUAAUUUUAAAACAAAACAAAAAUGCAAGUUCACAGCGUUUACUUAUACAUCUGCUUCAGUACUUGGUAAACGAAAGCUGACUGUGGAAAAACCAUCAAUUACCAAACAAACAAAGAUUCAUCACAAUAACGACCCACAAUACAGAAAAUACUUUGAUGAUUCUAUGCGAAACUUUCUGAGCAACAGUAUUAUUAACAUAAUACAAAAAAAGAAAAGAGUAUCAUUGGAAAAUGAGCUAAAAAAGCUCCAAGCGAAGCUUCAAGAAUCAACUACUUUGCCAAGAGGAAUAAUGUCAAUGGCAGCAGAUUUAGCAGGUCUAGAAAAUAAAGUAAUGGCAGAUUACAUGGAAAGGAACGGAGAAAAAAGAAACCAUCUGCUGUGGAUAGACUUUGUUAAAGAAAACUUUGAGACCACUGCAGCAAAUUUGAAAGAAAGGAAUCUGGCUUUUCCACCAGAAGCGUCGUCGUCGAAAACGGAAUCAACUACCAUACCAAAAGAAUGCCAAUAUAGAACUUGUUCUAUAUCUUUAAAAAACAUAAGAAGAAAAGACUUUUCUACAGACAUAACAAAUAUAGUAGACAAUAAAAUGAAAGAAUCAAUGAUCAAAUUAAGCGACUAUCGCUGUAGAUUCUUUCCAGUUGUACAAAUGAUGAUCCUAACACUAAAAAACCAUACCUUUGUUACAAGCAAUGGCCAAAUGGUGCUAAAAGAGAUGUAA